CGUUAAUAUGACCAUGCUGUGAUUUACCAGAAGGUCGGGACACCUUCUAGGAGUUGACCGCUCUGUUCCCUGUUUUUCCUUGCUUGUGCUGCAGCCCUUGAAGGUACCUCUGCCAUAUUCAGACUGCCAUAUAUAAACUGCAGCGCCUUUCAUACCUAGCAAGGCCGUUUACGACUUGAUUAAGCACAAAAAUCUGUCUGGGCUGUCGGUAACGGCAGCCGCAGUCAUAAAGCAACAAGAAUGCCGCUAAUCUACAGCAGUGUGUCACAAGGCACGGUGACAGUCGCUGAGUAUGCAGCGUUCUCGGGCAACUUCGGUGCGGUGGCCAAAGACUAUUUGGAAAAGGCCGGCAAGAACGAGGGCAAGUUCACUUUCAAUGUGGACGGCCAUACGUUCAAUUUCCUCAACCGAGGCGGCUUCACCUACCUUGUUGUUGCGGAUGAAGCCUAUGGACGGGCUAUACCAUCAGCUUUCUUAGACAAAAUGGCCAGCGAGUUUAACAUAAAGUACGCCGACAAGGCACAAGGAGCGAAGGAGGGUGCGCUGAACUCAUCUUUCGGCAAGCAACUAAAGCAGAUGAUGGAACAUGCCACGCAAUUUCCGGAGGAGUACUCGAAGGUCGCGUCGGUGCAAAAGAAGGUGGAUGAGGUGAAGGGCAUCAUGACGGAGAACAUUGAAAAGGUCCUGGCGCGGGGUGAGAAGCUCGAGCUGCUGACGGACAAGACGGAGAACCUCAUGAAUGAGGCGGACCGCUUCCAGCGGCAAGGCCGCACGCUGCGGCGUCGGAUGUGGCUGCAGAAUUGCAAGAUGAAGAUCGUGGUUGCUUUUGCAGUGAUCUUGCUGGCGGUGAUCAUCUUCCUGCUUGUCUGCUUCUCGGGCGGGAACUGCCUGAAGCAUGGCAAGUGAAAGGCACCGCUAGGGAGCACAGAACAGAACCCAAAUCCUGAAAUGAUGUCCCCCAUUUGGUGGCAUUAUUGGUGGCAUGUCAGUAUGCGCUGUGGUUAGCUGCAGCGGGGCGGAGGCGCGCAGAACCUGUAGUUUCUGUUUUUUCCUGGGUGGUCUUGGCACAUGGGGGUUGGCUGGGUUGGCGGUCGUGAUUGGUGGCCUUGCUGCUAUAUCUUGGAAUCUUGUAAGGUUGGGGUUUUAGGCUGCGUGGCGCUUUGGCAGGCCAGGUGGCCGGGUUACGGAGAAUGGCCUGUACAUCGACAGAACAACCCAAUAAUCAAGAAGGAUUGCUACUGGAUUCGAGGGUCUGGUGACAUAACGGUGUGUUAACAUAACGGUGUGCUGGCGUCCACGUCGGUCGUGCCGUUUUAGUGUCCAUGUACCGAAUAUUAGGGUCCGUCGGCCGCACCAUUGAUUCGCAUUGCACCACCUACACGAAGGGUGCUGGCGUUGGUAUUAUGGUUAAACUUGCUGAAAUUUUUGCGAUUUUCGCAUUCGGUUAGCAAAGCGCUCGUCCUUUUAGAGAAGUUAUCUGCAUCGCUGAGGUCUCGAUGCCAACCCACCGAGAUGGCAAAAGCGUUGGCUCCCUGGAAAAAUUCCUGCCUCAAUUGACGGCCUCUCUUACAUCCUGCCUUACAUCACGAGUCAUUGUACGACACCCGUACAAAUCGGACUUUCCCGCAAGCUGUCGGGAGUGUGUUGAAUUUCGGCAAAGGAAUAUCUAAAUGCUUCUUAUGCUGGCCUGACUGCGCUAAGCGCCGACGAAGCCAAUGCAUGGGAAAAUGCAACGGAGUUCUGAAGCCCCUCUGACGAGCGCAAUGCUUUGUAACUAAACCGGGAC
Volvox carteri f. nagariensis is the source of this 1786-nucleotide messenger RNA. RefSeq lists its product as uncharacterized. The transcript has 5 exons. The coding region runs from base 241 to 906 and encodes 221 amino acids. Gene Ontology annotation, cellular component: membrane. The record is from RefSeq and is a predicted model, not a curated record. Gene Ontology annotation, biological process: vesicle-mediated transport. NCBI's taxonomy places the organism in Eukaryota, Viridiplantae, Chlorophyta, Chlorophyceae, Chlamydomonadales, Volvocaceae.